GUUUUUGGUUCCUUUUAUCGAGUGGAGAUCUAUAAUAAAAUUUAAUGGUUGACCUCCCUCCUCUUUCCAUUUUAUUGUCCUGAUUUCUUUUCCCUGUGGCCGGAAAGCUUUGAUUUCAGUUUGAUCCUGAAGUUCUUCAAGCAGGCCCUUUGGCCGAAAGGCUGUGUUAUUCCGGCAUGCGGGGUCGUCCAACAACGCGGGAGCUAUCCUCGACAUACAAGCGUAUGAAUGUGCCCGAUAGGGAAGAAAAUUCAGCUCUUUUGCAGAAUGGUGUGGGCGUCCAAACAACAAACCCUUCCUGGCAGCGUUCUCUUCCCCAUGUACUUGUAUCAACCAUUACGUCAUUCUUAUACGGUUACCAUCUUGGAGUGGUUAAUGAACCACUUGAAAGCAUUUCUUUAGAUCUUGGUUUUAGUGGGAAUACCUUGGCUGAAGGUUUAGUGGUGAGCACAUGCUUAGCUGGUGCGUUUGUUGGAUCUUUAUUCAGUGGUUGGAUUGCAGAUGGGGUUGGUCGCUGCAGGGCUUUCCAAUUAAGUACUUUACCAAUGAUUAUUGGUGCUUCCAUAAGUGCCACAACAAAAAAUUUGGAGGGUAUGCUUCUUGGGAGGUUUUUAGUUGGAACAGGAAUGGGUCUGGGCCCGGCUGUUGCAUCUCUCUAUGUGGCAGAGGUUUCACCUUCUUUUGUGAGGGGUACAUAUGGAAGCUUCAUCCAGAUUGCAACAUGUUUUGGGCUUAUGGGUGCUCUGUUCAUUGGAAUCCCUGCCAAAGAAAUUGUUGGUUGGUGGCGGGUGUGUUUCUGGGUAUCUGCUGUUCCUGCUGCAAUACUUGCGCUUGCCAUGGUGUUCUGUGCAGAGAGCCCCCAUUGGCUUUACAAGCGAGGAAGAUAUGCGGAAGCUGAAGCUGAAUUUGAGAAGCUCUUAGGUGAAUCAUAUGUCAAAAGUGCAAUUGGUGAACUGUCAAAGUUGGACAGAAGUGAUGAUGUAGAAGCGGUAAAGUACUCAGAGUUAUUCCGUGGUCGCCAUUUCAAAGUUGUUUUUAUUGGAUCAACCUUAUAUGCUUUCCAACAAUUGUCUGGUAUUAAUGCCGUAUUCUAUUUCUCUUCAACCGUCUUUAAAAGAGUGGGGAUGCCAUCAGACCUGGCAAACAUCUGUGUAGGAGUUGCAAAUUUGUCUGGGUCGAUUGUUGCGAUGAUUUUGAUGGAUAAAAUGGGAAGGAAGGGGCUUCUUUUGGCAAGCUUCACGGGCAUGGCAGGAGCAAUGGGAAUCCAGGUCACUGCAGCAGGUUCUUUCUUACCAGGCUCUGCAGCUAUGUGUCUAUCUGUCAGUGGGAUGUUACUGUUUGUCUUAACUUUUGCAGUGGGUGCUGGUCCAGUCCCUGGUCUUCUCCUUCCUGAAAUUUUCCCCAGCAGAAUUCGGGCAAAGGCUAUGGCAGUCUGUCUAUCUGUACAUUGGGCUAUAAAUUUCUUUGUGGGAUUGUUGUUCUUGCGUCUCCUGGAAGUACUUGGGCCACAAGUCUUGUACUCAAUAUUUGCUACUUUUUGUUUGAUGGCUGUGGUUUUUGUGAAGAGGAAUGUCAUUGAAACCAAAGGAAAAUCACUCCAAGAAAUUGAGAUAACACUUCUUCCACAGGACGUCAACUAAGGUAAGAUGGAUGGACAAUUUGGAGAUGUAAUUCUCACGUCGGUGAUGGCCUGGUCUGUUUGCUUUGCUAUUUUUGUCGAAAGUCGUCCAUGUGGAUUUAUAUUCACACAGUUUGAUGGUGACAAAUAGUCAAGCUUCAUCGGGCGAUAGUUAGGCUGGUGUAAUGUUCUUGAGAGAAUUCUGUGUGAAUAUAUUGAGAGCAACAUGAUAUCAAUGUAGCCUUCCAUCUUAACAUACUUAUAAUUGAUUCCUUCUUUCUGUGAGGAUGUUAAGUUCAUCAAUGGUACUAUGAAGAAUAAGAUGGAUCUGUCAUUAA
This is a messenger RNA of Telopea speciosissima, 1956 nucleotides long. RefSeq names its product probable plastidic glucose transporter 2. The transcript has 15 exons. Gene Ontology annotation, molecular function: hexose transmembrane transporter activity. Gene Ontology annotation, cellular component: membrane. Gene Ontology annotation, biological process: monosaccharide transmembrane transport. Bases 177 to 1640 code for a protein of 487 amino acids. NCBI's taxonomy places the organism in Eukaryota, Viridiplantae, Streptophyta, Magnoliopsida, Proteales, Proteaceae. The record is from RefSeq and is a predicted model, not a curated record.